AUGAUGUUUUGCAGACGGAUAUUUGGAGUUUCCAUCAGAAAUUUCUCUGCGAGCUCUUUCACAAGGCAGGAGGCCGUGUCGAAAUUCCCAGUGAGAACGAUUCCAAAGCUCUCUACCUUUUAUAGUGCUAAUCCGCAUCACGAAUAUCGCAUUGACAGACUGGAAUCUUUAUUGCGCAGGUAUGUUAAGCUGCCAGUAGUUCCGUUAUCACAAGUGCAAGCAGAUAGACCCUCAUGGAUAUCAAUGGACGACUAUGCCUUGAUAGGUGGUGGUACACGUUUGAAACCGAUCCAGUAUCGUCAGCUCAUUUCGCUAUUAAAUAAGCUGCAUUCUGUGGACCCACAAUUGACUAAUGACGAGAUCAAAUCAGAACUCUCACCAUACUACAAAAAGACAAAAAUCCAAGCUGUUCAGACUCAAGUAAAAACGCUAGAUGAAUAUGGCAGAAGCGUUGCGAUAGGAAGGAGGAAGUCAUCUGUGGCUAAAGUUUUCUUGACCAGAGGCCAGGGUGAAAUACUGGUCAAUGGACGCCAACUCAACGAUUAUUUUGUUAAAUUGAAGGAUAGAAGAUCGAUAAUGUACCCCUUGGAUGUUGUCAAUUCUGUCACGAAGUAUAAUAUAUUCGCAGCGACUUCAGGUGGUGGUCCAACAGGUCAGGCAGAGGCUAUUAUGAAUGCAGUAGCCAAAGCAUUGGUUAUCUUCAAUCCCCUAUUGAAGCCAAGAUUGCACAAAGCUACAGUGUUGACACGAGACUACAGACAUGUCGAAAGAAAGAAGCCUGGUAGAAAGAAGGCAAGAAAAAUGCCAACCUGGGUAAAGAGAUAG
Molecule: messenger RNA, 825 nt
Organism: Zygotorulaspora mrakii
Lineage: Eukaryota; Fungi; Ascomycota; Saccharomycetes; Saccharomycetales; Saccharomycetaceae
Gene: MRPS9
Product: mitochondrial 37S ribosomal protein uS9m
Exons: 1
Coding region: 1-825 (274 amino acids)
Biological process (GO): translation
Cellular component (GO): ribosome; mitochondrial small ribosomal subunit
Molecular function (GO): RNA binding; structural constituent of ribosome
Source: RefSeq, a predicted model, not a curated record